AUGCAGGCGCUGUUAACGCUUCCUGGAAUUGGAUCCUAUACGGCUGCAGCGAUUGCUUCAAUUGCUUUUGCACAACCUGCCCCUGUUAUGGAUGGCAAUGUUAUUCGCGUGUUGUCUCGGCUUUUUGCGAUAGAACAAGUUCGUCCUAAGUUAGAUAAAGCUGUUUAUGCAAAAGUUGAAGAGUUGACACCAUUAGAACGGCCAGGCGAUUAUGCACAGGCGAUUAUGGAUUUGGGUGCAACUGUUUGCACACCCCGUAAUCCAGAAUGCAAUGUUUGCCCUUGGAGCAAGAGUUGUAAAGCUUUUCAAAUAGGAAAUGUCUUACAAUUUCCACGAAAAAUUGAGAAAAGCCAAAAGCCAACCCGCUAUGGUGCUGUUUUUAUUCUGAAAGAUGAAAAGAGGAAAACAUACCUUUUGGAAAAACGUCCUGAAAAGGGCCUCCUUGGCGGGCUUGUUUUCUUUCCAACAACAUCAUGGCGCGAGUCAGGGAAAUGGCUUUUGGAAGAAGUUACGCAAGAGGCACCGUCAGGUAUUUCUUGGACGCCUCUUCCUCCUAUUGUACGCCAUACAUUUACACACUUCCAUUUGAAGCUGCAGUUGAUAGAGGGGCGCAUUUCCAGUGUAGAUCAAACCAAGGGGGUAGAGGAUUUCCUGGUGAAGAAGGAGAUGGAUAGUUUGAAUGCUUCAGAUCAGAAGCAAAAAAGGCCUCCAAAGGAGCUUUUCUGGAAGCCUUUAGAACAGUUUUCAGACCUUGCCUUACCAACAUUAGGCCGCAAGGUGGUGCAUGCCUUUCGUAGCGUGUAA
Molecule: messenger RNA, 804 nt
Organism: Stylophora pistillata
Lineage: Eukaryota; Metazoa; Cnidaria; Anthozoa; Scleractinia; Pocilloporidae
Product: adenine DNA glycosylase-like
Source: RefSeq, a predicted model, not a curated record